CCUAAGGCAGUAGGAGGAGACUUCCACAAUGGAUGGGACUGCUGGGGACAAAUGUUUACUAAUGCUGUCUGGCUGUGCAGGGAGGGGAAGCAAAGAGGAAAAGACCACAACACACAACAAGAUUAAUAUCAACUCUCCAGGAUCCUACUGACACCUACCCAUGAGCCCCCUCUUUUUCCUUUUACUCUAACCAACAUCCUUACCCACUGAGCACCGACCAACACAGGACGUCCAUGGAUGUUGACAAGUUGUUGAAAUUUGGUCAGUCCGCCCUGGCCUUGAUUUCAACAUCUACAAACUUAGAUUUUUGAAUCCUACAGGUACUUGGCUCUCGGAUUGGGCUAGAUCUCUUGGCUGGACUUCCUCAGUGAUAAUUUCACAUUUCGACACGUUAGCUCAGUGAACAAAAUACAACUCUUUAACUCAACUCAUGAUUUGCUUUCAAGGACAUUUCAAGGACAUUUCAAGGACAUUUCAAGGACAUUGAGGCAUAAGACAUCCCAGGACAACAUCCCAGAAACACUGAGCACCAAUGUCAGAGGAGCACUGUGACAGGAGCACAGGUCACGUGACAUCAUAGCAGUAUAGCAGGAAGUAAUCACUGAAUUCUUAUCGUACCACUCUGUACAGUCAGCUGUACAGGUUUAUAUUUCAGUCAUUCAGCAGACACUCUUAGGGUUAAGAGCCUUGCCCAGGGGCACAUUGACCGAUUUUUCAACUAUUCGACAAACCCAACACUCUUAACCGCAAGGCUACCUGCCACACAGUUCUGACCUCACCGUUUCCUACCACGCUUUCGUGAUCACAUGCACCAUACCCACACUCUGUCACACUCCAUACCCUCUCACCCACCUGGGAGCUCUUCCUUAGCCUGGGUCGACUCAUCACCAAGGGCACCAUUGGACACUGCACCCUUCAGAAAUGACCGGUACCCAGCUAAUGAACUAUCCCACCACAAACUCUCCAUUCAGCUCUCCCAGCUCCAACUCCAUUCUGCUCCAAUCAGCUGCCAUGACAUCCCCAGUCCCCCCUUUUUCCCGGGCCACCUCAAUCCCCUCGCCUCAACUGCCUCCGGCCCUGUGGCCCCCGCUGGACUUUGCCUUAGGAGCGUUGUCGUGCUGCGGGGCCUGUGUGUUCACUAACCCCCUGGAGGUGGUAAAGACACGGUUGCAGCUGCAGGGAGAGCUGCGGGCGCAGGGGUCCUACCGGCAGCACUACCGCGGGGUGCUGCAGGCCCUGUGGGUGGUGGGGAGGACGGAUGGGCUCCGCGGGCUGCAGAAGGGGCUCUCGGCUGGGCUGAUGUACCAGGGUCUGAUGAACGGCGUGAGGCUGGGCUUCUACUCCUACUGUGACACCGUGGGCUUCACUGCAGUCCCUGGAGGGAGUCUGAUGUCAGGGGCUGUGGCCGGGGCUCUGGGGGCCUUCAUUGCCUCUCCUGCCUAUCUGGUGAAGACACAUCUGCAGGCCCAGACAGUCGAAGCCAUCGCAGUGGGUCACCAGCACAACCAUCAGGGUGUGUCGAGUGCCUUCGCCAAUAUCUACCGGCGGGAGGGCGUGGUGGGGCUGUGGAGGGGUGUGAACGGGGCUGUGCCUCGAGUGAUGGUGGGAUCAGCCGCUCAACUGGCCACCUUCAGCUCCGCUAAGGAAUGGGUGGCACGCCUACAGUGGUACAGUCCAAACAGCUGGCUGGUUGCCUUGACAGCUGCCUGUAUCAGUGGAGUCGCCGUGACGAUCACCAUGACGCCGUUUGACGUCAUCAGCACACGCCUCUACAACCAGCCAGUGGAUGAGCGUCAUAGGGGUCGUCUGUACCUGGGCUUCUCAGACUGUCUAGUGAAGGUGUGCCGGACAGAGGGUUUUCUGGGGCUGUAUAAAGGUAUGGGCCCUGUGUUCUUCCGCCUGUGCCCUCACACCGUUCUUAGCAUGCUCUUCUGGGACCUGAUGAGACAACGGGCCUUUCAGGACGUUCAGAACGAGAGCUGAAGAGAAGAGGAUAUUCAGCCAAUCUUGGAGGACAAUGGAAGUUGAUUUAAAAAAUAAAACAUGUUUUGGCCUGCUGUCUUCAUCAGAGCCGGAGCUAAGAAAGAAGGCCUCAUAUGGUGGACAGAGUUGAAUGAAUGACUGGUCCGUUGGUAGAGACGAGCAGUAUACACUCUUUGUGAUGCCAGUGUGGAAAGUUGGUUGAGAGAAGGAGAGACGAGGAGGAGGAGAUGCUCUCAAUUCCACAGAAUAGACUUGCACUCCCUCACUGGUUAACUGGAAGGAUACAUAAUGGCUUGAUAUACACUGAGUGUACAAAACAUUAUUGAGUUGCACCCCCUUUUGCCCUCAAAACAGCUUCAAUUCAUCUGGGCAUGGACUCCACAAGGCGUUGAAAAUGUUCCACCGGGAUGCUGGUCCAUGUUGACACCAAUGCUUCCCACAGUUGUGUCAAGUUGGCUGGAUGCCCUUUAGGUGGUGGACCAUUCUUCAUACACAUUGGAAACUGUUGAGCGUGAAAAACCCAGCAGCGAUGGAGUUCUUGACACACUCUCAAAACGGUGCGCCUGGCACCUACUACCAAUCCCCAGUCAAAGGCAUUUAAAUGUUUUAUCUUGUCCAAUCACCCUCUGAAUGGCAUACAGUGCUUUGUAAAAUAAUUCAACCCCUUGGAGUUUUUCCUAUUUUGUUGCAUUACAACCUGUAAUUUAAAUAGAUUUUUAUUUGGAUUUCAUGUAAUGGACACACACAAAAUAGUUCAAAUUGGUGAAGUGAAAAAAUAACUUGUUUCAAUAAAUAAAAAUAAGAUCUGGUGCAACCAAUUACAUUCAGAAGUCACAAAAUUGGUUAAAUAAUGCCCACCUGUGUGUAAUCUAAGUGUCACAUGAUCUGUUACAUGCGCUCAGUAUAUAUACACCUGUUCUGACAGGCCCCAGAGUCUGCAACACCACUAAGCAAGGGGCACCACCAAGCAAGUGGCACUAUGAAGACCAAGGAGACCAGGGACAAAGUUGUGGAGAAGUACAGAUCAGGGUUGGGUUAUAAAAAAAUAUCAGAAACUUUGAACAUCCCACAGAGCACCAUUAAAUCCAUUAUUAAAAUAUGGAAAGAAUAUGGCACCACAUCUCUGCCAAGAGAGGACCGCCCACCAAAACUCAUGGACCAGGCAAGGAGGGCAUUAAUCAGAGAGGCAACAAAGAGACCAAAGAUAAACCUGAAGGAUCUACAAAGCUCCACAGCAGAGAUUGGAUUAUCUGUCCAUAGGACCACUUUAAGCCGUGCACUCCACAGAGCUGGACUAGAAAAAAAAUAAGCAAAAACGUUUGGUGUUUGCCAAAAGGCAUGUGGGAGACUCCCCAAACGUAUGGAAUAAGGUACUCUGGUCAGAUGAAACUCAAAUUGAGCUUUUUGGCCAUCAAGGAAAACGCUAUGUCUGGCACAAACUCAAAACAUCUCAUCACACCGAGAACACCAUCCCAAGCACGGUGGUGGCAGCAUCAUGCUGUGGGAAUGUUUUUCAUUGGCAGGGACUGGGAAACUGGUCAGAAUUGAAGGAAUGAUGGAUGGCGCUAAAUACAGGGAAAUUCUUGAGGGAAACCUGUUUGUCUUCCAGAGAUUUGAGACUAGGACGGAGGUUCACCUUCCAGCAGGACAAUGACCAUAAGCAUACUGUUAAAGCAACACUCGAGUGGUUUAAGGGGAAACAUUUAAAUGUCUUGUAAUGGCCUAGUCAAAGCCCAGGCCUCAAUCCAAUUCAGAAUCUGUGGUAUGACUUAAAGAUUGCUGUACACCAGCGGAACCCAUCCAACUAUAAGGGCACAAGGCGAGACCCAAAUGCAGACACAGGAGGCAGAUGGUUAGAUUCCAAGCUGUUUAUUAACAAUCCAAAAGGGCUAAGUAAGAGAAUGGUCAUGGAUAGGCAAAAGGUCAAAACCAGUUCAGAGUUCCUGAGGUACAGAAUGGCAGGCAGGCUCGAGGGCAGGCAGGCAGACUGGUCAGGCAGGCAGCAAUGGAGUCCAGAAAAACAGGCAAAGGUCAAAACCGGGAGGACGAGUAAAAGAUAAUAGAAAAGCAGGCGCAAGGGAAAAACAUGCUGUUUGACUUGAACAUACAAGACAAACUGGCACAGAGAAACAGGAAACACACGGAUAAAUGCACCAGGGAAAAUAAGCGACACCUGGAGGGGGUGGAGACAAUCACAACUUGUGACACCAACUUGAAGAAGCUGGAGCAGUUUUGUCUUGAAGAAUGGACAAAAAUCCCAGUGGCUAGAUGUGCAAAGCUUAUAGAGACAUACCCCAAGAGACUUGCAGCUGUAAUUGCUGCAAAAGGUGGCUCUACAAAGUAUUGACUUUGAGGGGGUGAAUAGUUAUGCACACUCAAGUUUUCAAUUUUCUUUGUCUUAUUUCUUGAUUGUUCACAAUAAAAAAAAUAUUUUGCAUCUUCAAAGUGGUAGGCAUGUUGUGUAAAUGAAAUGAUACAAACCCCACAAAAAUCUAUUUUAAUUCCAGGUUGUAAGGCAACAAAAUAGGAAAAAUGCCAAGGGGGGUGAAUACUUUCGCAAGCCACUGUACAUGCACAAUCCAUGUCUCACUUGUCUCAAGGCUUAAAAAUCCUUCUUUAUUAACCUGUCUCCUCCCCUUCAUCUCAACUGAUUGAAAUUGAUUUAUCAAGUAACAUCAAAAGGGAUCAUAGCUUUCCCCUGGAUUCACCUGGUCAGUCUAUGCCAUGGACAAAGCAUGACAUGUUCCUAAUGUUUUGUACAUUCAGUGUAUUUUACUUGACUUGAAAAACUUGAUCUAUCGCAGCUUGAUUUUAUAGACAUUGUUGGACAAUGAUGUUGAAGGUUGAUAUGUAAGAUGAGGCUCACUCCAUGACUAAGCCUUAAGGUCAAAAGUCAAACUGUGCACAAGAAGGCCCAUUCUUGAUGAAACAAGAUUAAGUUUGGUCAGAUCACCAAGUCCAUGUAAUAUGUGUUUUUUUGUCUGGGUUAGUGACCUGGAUAACAUUGAGCCUACAGUUUUACUGAUAUGUUUGUCUUUUCCAUGCAAUGUGUGAAAAUAAAAAUGCCUUGACUUA
This is a messenger RNA of Oncorhynchus masou masou (cherry salmon), 5058 nucleotides long. It is a transcript of the gene slc25a34, whose product is annotated as solute carrier family 25 member 34. The transcript has 7 exons. Lineage: Eukaryota; Metazoa; Chordata; Actinopteri; Salmoniformes; Salmonidae. The record is from RefSeq and is a predicted model, not a curated record. Bases 922 to 1983 code for a protein of 353 amino acids.